Tachyglossus aculeatus (Australian echidna) is the source of this 2887-nucleotide messenger RNA. RefSeq names its product RCC1 and BTB domain containing protein 2 (gene RCBTB2). The record is from RefSeq and is a predicted model, not a curated record. Gene Ontology annotation, molecular function: protein binding. NCBI's taxonomy places the organism in Eukaryota, Metazoa, Chordata, Mammalia, Monotremata, Tachyglossidae.
CAAUUCGGCCCGUCCUAAAUCUGGCAAACGGCAAAUCGUUUUGUUCCCUUCAGUGAUAGGUUAGAGCCGCCGAUGCUCGCGAGGGAUGGCCUUUGUACUGUUGGGAAAUCGAAGCAGAGAAGUUUAGUGCCUUCUCCAAGGUUACCUGGGAAUCAGAUGAAGAAGCCCUGGCAGAAUUCAAGUAUUAAAUCCGUGUCCUUCUACUCACUAAACUGUACAGAGGAACUGAAGUUAAUUCGUCAGGCUUGUGUCUUUGGCAGUGCUGGAAAUGAAGUUUUGUAUGCUACUGAAAAUGAUGAGGUUUUUGUGCUGGGAACCAACUGCAGUGGCUGCUUAGGAACGGGUGAUGUCCAGAACACCAUUGAACCACGGCGAAUAGAUAGUCUGUGUGGCAAAAAGAUAACUUGCCUGAGCUAUGGAAGUGGCCCUCACGUCAUCGUUGCUACAGCCGAAGGAGAGGUGUAUACUUGGGGCCAUAAUGCUUAUAGUCAGCUGGGCAAUGGGACAACGAACCACGGUUUAAUUCCCUGCCACGUCUCCACUAACUUAGUGAACAAGAAAGUUGUUGAAGUCGCCUGUGGUUCUCACCAUUCCUUAGUGUUAACCUCUGAUGGAGAGGUGUAUGCCUGGGGUUAUAACAACUCUGGGCAAGUCGGGUCUGGCUCAACAGCCAAUCAGCCAAUUCCUCGAAGAGUCACCAGCUGCUUACAAAAUAAGAUCACUACUAACAUAGCUUGUGGCCAGAUGUGCUCAAUGGCUGUAGUGGAAAGUGGAGAGGUCUACGUCUGGGGUUACAAUGGCAACGGACAGCUUGGAUUGGGCAGCAUUGGCAAUCAGCCCACCCCCUGCAGAAUAGCAGCCCUGCAAGGCAUUCGAGUCCAGCGGGUGACCUGUGGCUACGCACAUACAUUAGUGCUAACAGAUGAAGGUCAACUAUACGCCUGGGGAGCCAAUUCUUACGGACAGCUAGGCACCGGCAAUAAAAGUAACCAGUCUUACCCCACACCGGUUCCGGUGGAAAAGGACAGAAUUAUCGAGAUCGCAGCGUGCCACUCGGCCCACACGUCCGCAGCCAAGACCCAGGGCGGCCACGUGUACAUGUGGGGCCAGUGCCGGGGUCAGUCGGUGACCCUUCCUCACCUCACCCACUUCUCCUGCACGGACGACGUGUUCGCCUGCUUCGCCACCCCCGCCGUGACCUGGCGCCUCCUCGCUGUAGACCCCGAUGAUCACCUCACUGUGGCCCAGUCCCUGAAGAAGGAGUUUGACAACCCCGACACUGCGGAUUUGAAAUUUCUAGUGGACGGAAAAUAUAUCUAUGUCCAUAAAGUCCUUCUUAAAAUUAGGUGUGAACAUUUUCGUUCUGUCCUGAAUAACAAUGAGGAUGAAAUCAUAGAGAUGGGAGAAUUUUCCUACCCUGUUUAUCGAGCCUUCCUGGAAUACCUGUACACAGACAGCAUCAGCCUCUCUCCUGAGGAUGCAGUAGGCCUGCUGGACCUUGCUACUUUUUAUAGAGAAAACAGGUUGAGAAAGCUCUGCCAGGAAACCAUCAAGCAAGGGAUCUGCGAAGAGAAUGCCAUCGCUUUGCUGUCUGCUGCCGUGAAGUACGAAGCCCAGGAUCUAGAAGAAUUCUGCUUCAGAUUUUGCAUAAACCAUUUGACGGUAGUAACACAAACUUCGGGCUUUGCAGAAAUGGACCACGACCUCCUGAAAAACUUCAUCAGCAAAGCAAGUAGAGUUGGAGCCUUUAAAAACUGAACCAGCCCCAGCCUCUCUGCAGAGGGAAAGCCUGCCCCUCCCAAAGCUUGAGGACAAACAAUUUCCGUUUAACCAAAACAGCCCUUAAAACGGGCCCGACCAACUCCACCGUGGCCCUGACGAACUCCUGGGUACCAGGGGUGGAGAAAUUUGGGGAAUGGAAUCUUCUCCAUCUCCUCCGCACUAACUCAAGUUUAGAUCGGAAGCCUGAUGCACCGAGCAGACGCUACUAUUCUCCUCACCUUCCGCCUCUCCUAACUUCAAGGAUACUGUAAGGUUAAUCUUCCUAUUAGUGCACUUCCUGCUGCUUCUCUGGAAAUUUUGCAGAAAAAGCACCUUAACAUUGGCUUUUGGCCCCAAGGUCUCAGUUCACAGGAUUUCCCGAACUCACCGUGACAUCCAGGCAAGGCAAGGCAAGGUCUUCCUUGGGAUUCAGGCCUUCAGUUCCUGAGAAUUUGGGACGGAAGACAAAUUCACAGAGAGAAACACAACUCAAAUCUGAACGGUUAAGGUGGUCCAAGACUCCUCGCGUAACUGACUUCAGGGGCACCAGGGCCACUUUGGUUUCAGGCAGUUAACAUUCAAGAAGGCCUUGGCCAAGAGAAGAGCAUCAAAAGACCAAGGGCUAACUUUAUCCUUUUGUUUACUCCGGGUCAUUCAUUCCUCAUUUGGGGGUAUUAAAUAUGACAUAUUUAUUUUAAAUGAUUUUGGCUUUAUUUUCGGGGGUUGGGGGGGACGGCCUUCAGCCUAGUGUAUGACAAACUAAAGUCUUUCUGUUUGUAUUAACGGGGUUGGGCCUUAACGACUAGUGACAGAGUAAUAAUUCGGUAUCAGUUGCAUCAUUUUUUUUUUUUGUUUCUGUGUUGCCCUGAAAUAAUUCUCUCAACCUGAUACCACUCAAAAUUAGUUUAGCUGCAAGUACUGACCCCAAGUAAUUUAUAGUUCAAUUUCCCCAAAAGUGGGACCCAGGACCAAGUUGCGAGUGUAAUGAAGGGAUCCACCUGUAAAAGAGAAACUGGAAUGGUGUGUAAAAAAAAAAAAAAAAGUCACAUUACUUUUAAUAUGUAGGUAAUGAUGCUGAACGGUGAGACAGGAAACAUUCUGGAGGUAGAAAUCUCUGCUCCUAGAA